This is a messenger RNA of Gracilinanus agilis (Agile Gracile Mouse Opossum), 1021 nucleotides long. RefSeq names its product cellular retinoic acid binding protein 2 (gene CRABP2). The record is from RefSeq and is a predicted model, not a curated record. Gene Ontology annotation, cellular component: nucleus; cytosol. Gene Ontology annotation, biological process: fatty acid transport. Gene Ontology annotation, molecular function: fatty acid binding. The coding region runs from base 120 to 536 and encodes 138 amino acids. The transcript is spliced from 4 exons. Lineage: Eukaryota; Metazoa; Chordata; Mammalia; Didelphimorphia; Didelphidae.
UGUCUCUUUGGCUCGCGGUGCUUAGAGAUCGCGCGGUGGGAAGGAGGAGGAGGUGGCUCCCGGAGCUUCCAGUCCUCCAAGUCCCAUUUCCAGGGAAAAGUCUUCUCCCUCCUGCCAAAAUGCCCAACUUCUCCGGGACCUGGAAGAUCCUCUCAUCAAAAGACUUUGAUGAAUUGCUCAAGGAAUUGGGAGUGAAUGUGAUGCUAAGGAAGAUUGCUGUGGCAGCUGCCUCGAAGCCGGUGGUGGAGAUCAAGCAGGAUGGAGACAAUUUCCAUAUCAAAACUUCGACCGCUGUGAGGACCACUGAGAUUAACUUCAAAAUUGGGGAAGAGUUUGAGGAGCAGACAGUGGACGGGAGGCCCUGUAAGAGCUUGGUGAAGUGGGAAAGCCAGAAUAAGAUGUUCUGUGAACAGAGACUCCUAAAAGGGGAGGGACCCAAGACCUCCUGGUCCCGAGAGCUGACCAACGAUGGAAAAUUAAUCCUGACCUUGACAGCAAACGAUGUGGUGUGCACCAGGGUCUACAUCAGGGAAUGAGUGCUGAAGGGAUGUCCUGAGAGGGUCCCCUACAUCUUGCUCAACUCUUCUGCUCCAUGGCGUCCCAGUAACCGCUCAACUCAAGAGUCUUUUGUUUACCUCGUCACUCUUUUCCUUCCAACUCUACCCAGCUAGUUCUCUGCCCUGCCCUUUGUUAUAUCUGGAAGCCAACAUCCUGGGCACUUUCUGAAGUCCCCAUCUGCUUCCUCUCACCCUCCCUAUCUCCCCUGACCUAUUCCAAGCGAAUCCCUGAUCACCUUGUCCAGGGAUUUUUGCUUCCCUCCCUCUGUCUCUGAUCAGGAGACUCAGCCCAGGAGAGAUUCUCUCCAUUUCUGAGAGAUCCUAAAAAAGAGAACUCCCUUCCAACACCAGACAGAAGCCUUAUCCCUAAGGCUGCCCCCUCUAUCCCACAGCAUUCCCUUCCUUCCCCAUAUUCCCAUAGCCAAUUCGGUUUGGAAUAUUUAUUUGUUAAUGUUAUUAAACCA